Molecule: messenger RNA, 947 nt
Organism: Leptosomus discolor (cuckoo roller)
Lineage: Eukaryota; Metazoa; Chordata; Aves; Leptosomiformes; Leptosomidae
Source: RefSeq, a predicted model, not a curated record
AUGCCGCCCCAGGACAGGCACCCCUGUCCCCUCGCCGACGGGGCAGCAGCUCUGGGGCCACGCAGGGACGGUGGCCCUGUGCCGGCACCGGGGGGCGAGGCCAGCCUCGGCCAUCAUCCCCGGGAGCUCCCCAGCAGCCUGGCGCAGACCUCCGGGCACGUCGCAUUGGUGUCUCUCCACGGGUCUCUUCCAGCUGCUCAUCUGGUCCCCCGGACCACGGUCUCGUCUCGUCCCCACAUCACCUUCACAGGGAGCAUCCUGGGUCCACAAGGGACCCGCCGCCCUCAGAGCCUGAUGCCACGAACGCUCGACAGCCAGAUCACGGUGGAGAAGACCCCCAGCUACUUCGUCACCAAGGAAGCGCCACGGCGGAUCUUCAACAUGUCCCGGGACACGAAGCUGAUCGUGGUGGUGAGGAACCCGGUCACCCGGGCCAUCUCGGACUACACGCAGACGCUCUCCAAGAAGCCGGACAUCCCCACCUUCGAAGGGCUGUCCUUCCGCAACCGCAGCCUGGGGCUGGUGGACACCUCCUGGAACGCCAUCCGCAUCGGGAUGUACGCCGUGCACCUGGAGAGCUGGCUCCAGUACUUCCCUCUCUCCCAGAUCCACUUUGUCAGCGGGGAGAGGCUGAUCACAGACCCAGCAGGAGAGAUGGGCAAAGUCCAGGACUUCCUGGGCAUCAAACGGGUUAUCACGGACAAGCACUUCUACUUCAACAAAACAAAAGGCUUUCCUUGCCUGAAAAAGUCGGAGAGCAGCGGCUUGCCUCGCUGCCUGGGCAAGUCCAAGGGCAGGACUCAUGUGCAGAUAGACCCCGAGGUGAUCGAGCAGCUUCGGGACUUUUAUAGACCUUAUAAUAUCAAAUUCUAUGAAACAGUCGGGCAGGACUUCAGGUGGGAAUAAGCGUCCAGGAGCAGAACUGCGGUGAUGUGAGGCUGCAGUCU